Messenger RNA from Zophobas morio, 1782 nucleotides. RefSeq names its product protein N-terminal glutamine amidohydrolase (gene tun). The record is from RefSeq and is a predicted model, not a curated record. NCBI's taxonomy places the organism in Eukaryota, Metazoa, Arthropoda, Insecta, Coleoptera, Tenebrionidae. The coding region runs from base 162 to 881 and encodes 239 amino acids. Gene Ontology annotation, cellular component: nucleus; cytosol. Gene Ontology annotation, molecular function: protein-N-terminal glutamine amidohydrolase activity; protein-N-terminal asparagine amidohydrolase activity. The transcript has 6 exons.
UCUUCGAUCAAGGUCGUUACUGUCAAAGAUGUGAAGUAGUGCAGUGCGGCAUUUCUCGCGAUAACAACAAAUUACUUUAGCGAAAGUAGAAAGUGUUUUGUUUCGGAUCGGCUUCGAACUGUUUCCACUUUUCCCAUCCGGGAAUCCAUGAAGAAGUGGAGAUGGCGUCGGAAUCGAAAAACCCAAUAAUACAACGACCUACUUCAGAAAACAAUCAAAUUUCUAGUAAGAAAAAUCCCAUAAAUUUGUUUCCGAAGCAGCCGGAGUGCUCGCACGUGUCUUGCUACUGCUUUGGUUACCCUCCACAAAGCAUGGAAAAACUUGCGACUUUUUCAAACGAAUGUGAAGAAAAUGUUUACAAGCUAUGCCAGGAUGUCUCAUCGAAACACUCCAGUGAAAUUCACAAAUGUUUUGUAGUUUUUGUUUCGAACCCCAGUCGGACUGUGCCACUGUGGCGGCAACGAGCUGGCAAAGACGAGGAUAAGCUAGUCAUUUGGGAUUACCAUGUGAUCUUUUUGUAUCAACCCGAACCGGAGAAAUGCUUAGUUUACGACUUAGACUCGGAGCUACCCUUUCCCACGUAUGUACAUAAAUAUGUGACGGAAACGUUUCGCACAGACCACAUUCUGAAACCGGAUUACUUCAGAUAUUUUAGGGUGAUUCCGGCGAGUGAUUUUUUAAAAGAGUUCUCCUCUGACCGAAGGCACAUGAAAAGGCCUGAUGGCACUUGGAUUAAGCCUCCACCGAACUACCCCGCCAUUCAGACUGCAGCAAAUGCGCACAACCUAGAGGAUUACAUUCAGAUGGAUUCUUCAAAGGGUCCAGGGCAAGUCUUGAAUUUGACUCAAUUUGUGCAACGCUUCUAUAAGCCUGCGACAUAGUUAUUCUAAGGAAAAAAGAGUGAAUAAACUAAGUCAAUUUUGAUUUGUGCUCUUACAUAUAGUAACAGAGCAUAAUAAUAAAUGUUUGUCAUCGAAAACUCAAGUUGUGCUUCUACAUAUAUCUAUCUAAAGUUUCUACUCUUUUUCUCUACUCAUCUUGUUAACGUAUAUAUGAAUGUUGGUUGGAUUUUUGAUGUCUUGUUCGACAGUUUUUACAGCGAUUGAAGUACUGAUUUUCUUAGCUUUGAUGUCAAAUGUGCUCAUUAAACAAAUUUUUAACUCUCUUGCCAUCCACAUAUUUCUUAUGCUUAAAUUUCACCUAAGAUGUGAUAUUUUUCUUUAGGAAAGACAUUGUUGAUAAAUUUCAUUAUGUAGUUAAUGUUAUAUGUCCACAAAUUUAUAUAAUAUUUAUCAAGACUUUUAUAUAUAUACAUGUAAUGUACAUUGUGUCAUGUUCCAAUUCUAAAUAUUAAUGUUGGCGUUAAGAAUAACACAGUUUUAAUCCGUUAAUCAAAACAAGUCGUUUCUUUACUGUCUUUGUAUCGUGAAAGGCCGUAAACAUUUUUUAUUGAAAUUUUUACUAAGACUGCACAUUUGCCUUCCAUUUUAACUUUAUACACACAACAUGGAAAAUUCAUUAAGCCAUUUGCAAGUACAAUCAUUUUUUUCUCAGGAGUGUUCUUAGCUUUGUAUUCGUUUAGUUGGAGAGUUUUUCGUUUUAUGAUAAGAAUUUUAAAGUACAAAUUAGUUGAGGAUUUUUCUUGCUUCAGUGCGUAAAGGCCUAAUUGUAAAUGUUACUUGUGAUGUAGCUUAGCAGUUUUGUAAUUCAUGUCUUAUCGAUAUAGUGGUAUAUUGAAUUGUAAAUUUGUACUUUGCAAAUUCAAUAAAGCACUUUAAACAA